Messenger RNA from Symbiodinium necroappetens, 186 nucleotides. Lineage: Eukaryota; Dinophyceae; Suessiales; Symbiodiniaceae. The record is from the annotation of a GenBank genome assembly.
AUGGAUAAGCACAACCUGGAGAAGGACAUCGCCUCGGACUUGAAGGAACAAUUCGAGACUGAGUAUGGCCCCACGUGGCAUUGCAUGGUCGGCCGCCACUUCUCUAGCUACGUAACACACGAGAAAGCCUGCUACUGCUACUUCUACAUCGGUCAGAUGGGCGUGAUGCUGUUCAAGACCCCCUGA